Antechinus flavipes (yellow-footed antechinus) is the source of this 2404-nucleotide messenger RNA. RefSeq names its product regulator of G protein signaling 17 (gene RGS17). Lineage: Eukaryota; Metazoa; Chordata; Mammalia; Dasyuromorphia; Dasyuridae. The record is from RefSeq and is a predicted model, not a curated record. The coding region runs from base 203 to 838 and encodes 211 amino acids. The transcript is spliced from 5 exons.
CUCCUCCCCCUCCCCCUUACUCCCUCCCCUCUAUCCUUCUGUCUAUCUCUCUCCCUCUCUCCCUGCCGGCUGGGUGCUGAAGUUGGGCGGAUGGCAGCCAACCUGCUCCGCUAGAGGACCAAGCAGCCCAGUCUUUCCCCCCGGACCUUUCGGUGCUGUGCCCACACCUCCAGGCGGCUACUUGGGUACUGAAGGAGCUGAAAUGAGAAAAAGGCAACAGUCCCAAAAUGAAGGAACAUCUGCUAUGUCUCAAGCACCUGGAAACCAGAGGCCCAACAACACAUGUUGCUUUUGUUGGUGCUGUUGUUGCAGCUGUUCCUGCCUCACUGUUAGGAAUGAAGAUAGAGGUGACAAUGCGGGAAGGCCAACACAUACAACAAAAAUGGAGAGUAUCCAGGCAGUAGAAGAAUGCCAAAACCCCACCCCAGAUGAAAUUAUGUCCUGGUCUCAAAAUUUUGAUAAGAUGAUGAAGACGCCAGCCGGAAGAAAUCUCUUCAGGGAAUUUCUUCGAACAGAAUACAGUGAAGAAAAUCUACUUUUCUGGCUUGCAUGUGAAGACCUAAAAAAGGAGCAGAAUAAGAAAGUUGUUGAAGAAAAAGCCAGGCUUAUAUAUGAAGAUUAUAUUUCUAUACUGUCACCCAAGGAGGUGAGUCUUGAUUCUCGAGUGAGAGAGGUGAUCAAUAGAAAUCUCUUGGAUCCUAAUCCUCACAUGUAUGAAGACGCUCAACUUCAAAUAUAUACUUUAAUGCACAGAGACUCUUUUCCAAGGUUUUUGAACUCUCAGAUUUAUAAAUCUCUUGUUGAAAGUACUGCUGGCUCCUCUACUUCUGAAUCUUAGUUAUCAUGGGCAGGGAAGAGGGUUAUGAGGGUGGGAGGGUAUUAUUUUGGAGGGCUGGGGUGGGAAAUUCAAGUAGUUAUAUAACAUCAGAAGCUGAGUUCCUGGAGAACUACAGUUUAGCACUACUCAGGCUACUGUGAAAAAAAUACAACAUAUUCUGGUCUUUGUCUCCAUUUUUACCAAGAACAUUCAUGAUUAAGUUUUUUUUUGGGGAAAAACCAAAAUGGAGUUGCCAAAUGACAUGUAUUUUACACACCAUUCACUUUAACUGCAAGCAAGAUGUAUUUGUAGUCCUAUGAACAGUCUCCUUGUGUAUCCUCACAUUGCAUGUGCAAGGUAAAGCUGCUUCAUUUGCCACUUAGUUGUUGUAAUAUUUAAUCCAAUAACAUAACUUAUCUCUGUAUUUAAGGACAUUUUGUGCAAUAUGGUCUUACAUAGAAAUAAUUGCAGCAAAUCAGCUAGGGGUUUGCAUUUUUUUUUAGUAUAAACUACUACAGAAAAAGCCAAUUUUUAAAGUGUAACAAUGGAAUUCAAUAUGCUAUACUGCAUUCAAUACAAUGAUUUUGAAGCCAAUAUUUCUGUAAAAAAAAAAAAAAAGAGCUAUUUAUCGGUUUAUUUAAAAAAAAAACAAAAACAAAACAACAACAACAAAAAAACAACCCAUCAUGAGGAUUUCCUCUAAUUGUUCACUGCCAAAACUGUGGCAUUCUCGUUACAGAAGAGGUUGCAAUGUCAAAAAAAAAAAAAAAAAAAGCACAAACCAUUUGAAGGAAUAAUGUUUCAGUGACAAAAUCUAUGUGCUGAUUUUGUUUUUAAUUGUUAUAAGGAAACAGAACCUGUGUACAUUUCAGAUGUCAGAUACUGUAAUUGAUUUAUUAAAGACUGGCUCUCCAGUUCUAACACUGUUGUAUAAUGUUAUGUACUUCUGUACUUCUACAAGAUAAAAAAUAGGCUGAUACUUUAGUUUUGGAAUAUAAAAGAUUUAAUAAAAGAUUGCCUACAUGUAGCAUUUUAAAACAUUUUGAUGAAUAGCAUCUGUCCUGUGGCAUAUUUUUCUUGAAGACAAAUCCCAUGAAAAGCUGUGUUUUUAAUCAAGGGUUUUGAAGAAGACAAAUAGUUGCUUCAGACAUAGUGAAUUUUCAAAUGGUUCCUCAAGAACAAGAAGCUUUCAAAAAUAAGUAGUGUGAAAUACCAAAUAUUAAAUUCUCAAUUGGAAAUUCAAAAGACAGUGCAGCAUUUGAAGUCUUUUGCUGCUCAGAAUCUUCUGCAGGUGUGGAGAAAAGAAAGAAAGAAAGAAAGAAAGAAAGAAAGAAAGAAAGAAAGAAAGAAAGAAAGAAAGAAAGAAAGAAAGAAAGAAAGAAAGAAAGAAAGAAAGAAAGAAAGAAAGAAAGAAAGAAAGAAAGAGAAAGGAAGGGAGGGAGGAAGGAAGGAAGAGAGGGAAGGAAGGAAGGAAGAGAGGGAAGGAAGGAAGGAAGGAAGGAAGGAAGGAAGGAAAGAGGAAAGGAAGAAAGAAAGGAAGGAAGAAAAGAAGGAAGGAAGGAAGGAAGGAAAGAGGAAAGGAAGAAA